GGGUGAAGCGCAGACGACGAGUAGAGUGUCAAUUGUCAACUGUGGAAAGGAGCAAGCAAGCAGGCACGUAUUGCAGAUUGAAGUUUCCAGAGACUUCCGAUCCCUUUUUGUCUUUGAGGCGUUCAAUAAAAUCAAGUAACAACGACGAUAUCGGCGAUUUCCACUGGACUUGGGUCUACAAUGGCAGCCAGUGAUGCAAGUGAUGAUUCCCUGUAUCCUAUUGCCGUACUCAUAGAUGAACUCAAAAAUGAGGAUGUUCAGCUACGUUUAAAUUCCAUCAAAAAGCUAUCUACCAUAGCUUUAGCUUUGGGCGUAGAGAGAACAAGAACCGAGCUGAUUCCAUUCCUGACUGAAACAAUAUAUGACGAAGAUGAGGUCCUCUUAGCUCUUGCAGAACAGUUGGGCCAGUUCACAGCCCUUGUUGGUGGACCUGAAUAUGCAUACUGUUUGUUGCCACCUCUUGAAAGCUUGGCUACAGUGGAAGAAACUGUGGUCCGUGAUAAAGCCGUGGAAUCCCUUAGGGCUGUUGCAGUACAACAUAUUCCUGCUGAUUUGGAAAAUCACUUUGUUCCAUUAGUACAAAGGUUGAGUGCUGGUGACUGGUUCACCUCAAGAACUUCAGGAUGUGGACUGUUUUCGGUCUGUUAUCAAAGAGUCUCUGCCAACUCCAAGGCCGAUUUAAGAUCCCAUUUCAAGGCACUGUGCCAAGAUGAUACUCCAAUGGUACGCAGGGCCGCCGCUACAAAAUUGGGAGAACUCGCUCAGGUCGUCGAGUUGGAAUAUUUGAAAUCAGAUUUAAUCCCAAUGUUCAUUAAUUUAGCUCAGGAUGAACAGGAUUCCGUACGUUUGUUGGCUGUAGAAGCAUGCAUCAGUAUUGCAACUUUGCUAGCUCCGGAAGAUGUUGAACAAUUAGUGAUGCCCACUUUGAGACAAUGCGUUGGAGAUACUUCCUGGAGAGUGCGUUACAUGGUAGCAGACAAAUUCACAGAACUCCAGAAGGCUGUAGGACCAGAAAUUACCAGAACAGACUUGGUUACUGCUUUCCAAAGCCUAUUAAAAGAUACUGAGGCCGAAGUAAGAGCUGCUGCUGCAAACAAAGUCAAAGAUUUUUGCCAGAAUUUGGACAAGGCCAAUCAAGAAAACAUGAUCAUGGCACAUAUUUUACCUUGCGUAAAGGAGUUGGUGGCUGAUCCAAACCAACAUGUUAAAUCUGCUUUGGCAUCAGUUAUUAUGGGGCUUAGCCCAAUUUUGGGCCGUCACAAUACCAUUGAACAUCUUUUGCCAAUGUUCUUGACACAAUUAAAAGAUGAAUGUCCUGAAGUGAGAUUAAAUAUUAUUUCUAAUCUGGACUGUGUCAAUGAAGUCAUUGGAAUUCAGCAACUGUCACAAUCCCUCCUACCAGCCAUUGUUGAACUUGCAGAAGACUCAAAGUGGAGAGUUCGUUCUGCCAUUAUUGAAUAUAUGCCAUUGUUGGCUGGCCAACUUGGAAGGGAAUUCUUUGAUGAAAAAUUGAAUGCUCUCUGCAUGACCUGGCUUAUGGAUCAUGUAUUUGCUAUCCGUGAAGCCGCCACAUUGAAUUUGAGAAAAUUAGUCAUUCAGUUUGGUGCAGAAUGGGCCGAAUCUACUAUCAUACCCAAAGUUCUAGCUAUGGCACGUGAUCAAAACUACUUAUACAGGAUGACUUGUCUAUUUUGCAUCAACGUUCUUGCAGACGCGUGCGGCAGUGAUAUUACAACCCGACUACUACUGCCCACUGUGAUAAGUAUGGCAAACGAUAAAGUUGCAAAUGUGAGAUUCAAUGUGGCAAAAACUCUCCAGAAAAUUUCACCACAUCUGGAUCAAGCGGUCAUACAACCACAGGUGAAGCCAGUAUUAGAUAAACUGAACCAAGAUACUGAUGUAGACGUCAAAUAUUCAGCCAGUGAAGCAAUAGCAGGUAUACCCGCUUUAGGUUAAAUUGAACUAAAGCAUACCAUGUAAGGAAGAAUGAAUGAGCUGAGCUUUUCAUACCUACGCAACACUAUUAUUAAUGUUUGUUUGAACGUGGUAGGUAACAUGAAAUUAUUUAAAGAUAUGAUUUUGGACUUGACAUAGAGGUUUUGGGUUGAAAUUUAGAUAUUGUCCUGUGUGGGUGGGCUUCCUGGAGACGGUCGUGAAUCUAAUUCCAUAAUUGUGAUUCAGAUGAUUUUUUUCAUGAUUCCAUAUGAUGAAAGUAUCAUCAACAUUACAUUAGAUUUCAGAUUUGCAUCUUGGAUUAUUUUGUGUUUGAAUCAGUGAUCUUAACUUAAAGCCUUUUGGUAUAAUUUUGUUGUCUCUCACUAUAUUUAGCGAAAUUAAACGUACCCAGUCCAAGUCCAGCAUCAUGUCUUUAAACUAUUAUUAAUCUUAUAGAAAUUUUGGUAAUUAUUACUUGUUAUAUUCUCUAUUCUAUUAUCAUGUAAAACAAUAACAUCAAUGUGUAAAAUGAUGAUUCUAGAAAUAGCUUUAUAAGUUUUUUUUUUUUUUAAUCUAUUUAUCGAUCUUUUUUUUGUAUUGUUAUUUAACGUUAAAAUUUUUUUUGGUUUUCAUGAAAGUCGCAAAGUGACGGUGGUGCUCUUCUGGUUUUACCACUAUUAAGGGGCAAAUCUUAGUGUAUGUGGAAAAAAAUGAUCAAAUGUUUUUGACCAGGAAUAACUUCUCUAUAACUCUUAUUUGAAACGAGUUUUUCAGUUACAUGUCUGUUCUCGCGGUUGUAAACCCUUAAUCAUUUUUUUUCACCCCUUACUGUAUGAAGCAAAUGACUAGUUUACACACAAGUUCUAUGCACUUUGCUUCAGUUAAAAAAAAAUUCGUGAACUUUGCCACUUCCACCUCGCCUGCAUUUCUCGAAUGAAUUAUUCAGUUUUCAAAGACCAUCAAUUUGGUGACUUAAGCCCCAAGCAUUUAUUAUUUUUUAGUUUAAUAAGUUUUUAAUAUACAUAUGUAAUGCAACUGUAUAUACAUAUUGACCUUAGAUUUUGGUUUGUUUCAAUAGAACAAAUAAAUUUGAUUCAUAUUAAAAUAAUUAAUAGUGGUUUUAUUUCUAUACAUGUUUGGCACACAAAAGUUGUAAACUUUCUAGAAAUGCACUCAGAACAUCUCAAUUUUGCUUUUAUAAGGAUCUUUUAUGGGUAGGUGUUUUAAAGGGCAUGUCAAAGAUGGGCUGAGGGAUUACAUUCAGGCUAAAGAUUGAUCUACUAUUGCAUUUACCAUCUUGAUAUGAAUGAUUGGGGAAUCAGAAUACUGUGCUGCUAUCUUUGUAAGGCUUUCACUUGUAUUUUAUAGAUAACUUGUAUAUUGUGUAAUAGGCAUUUUUUUUUGUAUCUUUGUGUAUAUUAGGUGUACCAACCUACUUAAUAAAAAAUAGAUAUAUUUCAAUAAAGUCAUGAAUAAUAAAUAUUUCACAAUGUAUA
Ceutorhynchus assimilis (cabbage seed weevil) is the source of this 3431-nucleotide messenger RNA. The record is from the annotation of a GenBank genome assembly. Lineage: Eukaryota; Metazoa; Arthropoda; Insecta; Coleoptera; Curculionidae.